This is a messenger RNA of Talaromyces atroroseus, 2478 nucleotides long. RefSeq lists its product as hypothetical. The transcript has 4 exons. The record is from RefSeq and is a predicted model, not a curated record. NCBI's taxonomy places the organism in Eukaryota, Fungi, Ascomycota, Eurotiomycetes, Eurotiales, Trichocomaceae. Gene Ontology annotation, cellular component: nucleus. Gene Ontology annotation, molecular function: DNA-binding transcription activator activity, RNA polymerase II-specific; RNA polymerase II cis-regulatory region sequence-specific DNA binding; zinc ion binding. Gene Ontology annotation, biological process: regulation of transcription by RNA polymerase II; DNA-templated transcription. The coding region runs from base 1 to 2478 and encodes 825 amino acids.
AUGUCCGGCGCGGCCGACAAUGGUCUGCCAGCUGCGGAUCCCGAAAACGCUCUCUCGCACCCCGAGACGCGCCCGCGCAAGCGUCGCAGGCGAACUGUCGCCUGUUCGCAGUGUCGCUCGAAGAAACUAAAAUGCGAUCGCGAAUACCCUUCAUGUAGUCGCUGUGCUAAGAGCAGAAUUCCCGAACGGUGCACAUACGAAGAUAGCAUCAUUUGGCAAUAUCCAUCUACUGUCGACGCAUCAGCAUCAGCUUCGGCUGCGGUAGCAACAACAACCGCGCCUUCAACAACACCAAGCGCUCACAUCACGCUUCCACCGCCAAAUCGUGUGGGCGCUGCCUCGCCAGGCUUCGCGAAUGUCAUACGAGUAUCAUACCCCAAAUCAGCGACAGGAGCAGGAGCUCCGCCUCAACCGCUUUUCUCCGGGUCGCUAACCUCGUCUCAUUUUCAUCACAAUAUCUCUACUCCGGACCACCACCUCCGGCAACCUGGAUUGUCCAGGCCCCGGUUUCUGGAUACCGUGCUGGAUGGUCCUGGUCCGAACACACCCGCCACCAGCAGCUGGUCACGCAUUCCCGAUGCAAAUGCAACCCGGCCUGAUCAUGUCAGCAGCUAUGACAAUGCGCCGGCCUCGCCUUCACAGAGGCUGGACAUGCCGAAUAAAGUCUUGAUUCGAGGCAAAGGAACGAGAACCCGCUUCAAUGGUGGCGGAAUGGUGUCUAAUCUGAUGCUUCAGUUUCCAGAGCUGAAGUCCUUCCUCCAUGAAGUCAAGACAAACAAUCCUGAUUUUAGACGCGUGCGCCUGGCAAAGGAUGCACUCAAAAUUGGCAGUCUCAAAUCCAAAUUACAGGAUCCACUUAUGGCUCCUCCAAAUACUGCCACUUUGCUGUCGCUUCUCCCUCCCAAGGCGACCAUGGAUAAGCUGCUCCGUCUGUACAUGCUCUACGUAGAGUCGACGCAUCGCGUGAUACACAUUCCUUCUUUCCGACAAGAGCUCUCCGAGCUACAUGCCCACAUGAACAACCCGGACAUGGUUUCAGCAGCCUUCGUUGCCCAAGUCUUGCUUAUGCUUGCUUCUGCGGCGGGAUUUCACGAUGCUGAACCUCCUCAGGAUUUUGAUGAACCUCCCACUAGCAUCAACUCUGAGCAAGUAGUAGGGUGGAUUCGCUACGCUGAAAAGUGGUUUGAUUCUACACACAUCAAACGGCCCGAUCUGACCGUGUUACGCAUCCAGUGCUUGCUCAUAAUUGCGCAAAACAACCAGGGCCUAAACCGUAGCCACGCAUGGCUGGCUACAGGUAAUUUGGUCAAGACGGCUAUGCUUGCAGGCUACCACAGAGACCCUGAAGAUAUACCGAAAAUUAAUAUAUUCCACAAAGAAAUGCGAAGGCGCAUUUGGGCUACAAUCGUUGAAUUGGACGUCCAAAUCUCACUCGACAGGGGCAUGCCGCCGACUCUGCAGGCAUCGGACUUUGACACCGCACCGCCUUUAAAUAUCAAUGAUGACGAAAUCCACGAGAAUAUCACCGAGAAACCGAUGUCGCGGCCUGUCCAGGAAGUGACCGAUUGCUCUUUCCAGACUAUUCUCGCGCAGUCCCUUGCAUUGCGACUGAGGAUUUGCAGUAUAAUGAACUCUCCGGUCAUAUCAUGUUCCUAUGAAGACAUCCUCAGACUGGAAUGGGAGCUUGGCCGCCUCCAAGCAAGUAUUCCUGCGUGGCCCACCACCGCCGACAAAGAAAUUAGCCAUAAGCUCAUCCUGUGGAAUGCGACGCUCGAAACCAAAAUAGGCCAAGCACUCCUAGCAAUUCACACUCCGUUUGCCAUUGAAGCUGCCCAGGAUCCCCUAUUCAACCCGUCAUCCAGAUCUCGACUAGAAGUCGCAUCCCUCAUGUUGUCGCGACAUUUGAAACUCCACGAAACAUCGGGACGACUUUCCUUUGGCCAUUCCACGGACGCUAUCGGCCAAGCGGUCUUAUCCGUCCUUCAGCAUCUAUUCGCUAGACGGUCGGGGUAUGCAUCGAACCUCAUGCGCGAAAUGAUUCCAGAGAUUACCGACUCUCUUCUCGAUCUUGUUGAGAGGACUAUCACCGCCUUGGAAAGCAGACUGCUUCUGGUCAUCAAGAGCGCGAAGCAGUUUUUCUUCCUAUACAUGAUCUUCGCACUCGUGAAAUCGGAGUUGUAUCCCGAUCAGGCUGAGGAGGUUAGGAGUGUCAUUCUCGACCGUAUUUGCACGACUACGUAUCGUAUUUUGCGGGGCGUUGAUGGGACGUCUAAUGCAGAUGGAGUUGAUCUUUCAUUCCUUGCCCAAGCUCCGAGCGUCCCAUCCAGCCACGAGAAUAACACGCCUCUAGAAAGCGUGCCAGGGUCGUUUGAAAGUAACAACCUGUCCGAUCUUUUGCUGACGCCACCGGACGACUUCAACAGUCUCCUUCAAGUCCUCGACUGGGAAGAUUUCUCGGCGUUUCCGAUAUCAAUGUGA